GAAGUGUCGCUCAGUAGUAGCAGGAGCUUAACUGUAACACAGCUAGCUAAGUAGUAUCUGCUUAAUAUAACUACAAGAAGAAAGCUUUUACAUGUCGCUGUUCAACUCGGGUGUUUGGGAGUACCAAAAGGUGCUCGGCAGCUCUUAUUUAAACCGAAGACUUGCCACUCUUGCACAUUAUUUCGUUGUUUAGUUGGUCUUUUUGUGUGGCUAUGUAGCUUGUUAGCUCUCUAGCUAACGUUGGACGUCAUUCAGUGAAGCUAACUACUCUAUGUGUGUGUGAGUUUAUUAAUGCUGCAUAUCACAGUGUGAAUCCACUCUAACUGGAUGUUUGCUGAUAGAAACAGCAGCAGCUAACACCUAGCAGAUUGCUGGCUUGUCAACAUCAACAUAAUGGGUUAUAAAAGGUGUUUAAAGACUGCAAGAGGGGUUUAUAUCUUCACCAUCCUGCUGAUAGUCUUCAUCAAAGGAGUAACAGCUGAUGAAGAGCAACAUGGUAAUGAAGGACCAGAGCUAAAGUCUUACCACGAUCCAGACUCUGAAGAAGAAGACAUCCGUCUGGCGUCAGGAAUUGUGGCCGGUGCCUCUGUGACCUCUGACCAUGAAGUCUCCCAGCCAGAGGAGGAGAAACCGUCACCUGGGGAGGGGCUAGAGGGAGAGGAGAAGGAGGACCUGCCUGAGCAGCCUCCUCCAGUGGAGGAGAAACCUAAAGAGGUUCCUGUGGUGAAUGGAGGCACAGCCCAUGGAGAGCCCUGCAUCUUCCCCUUCCUCUUCCAGGGGAAAGAAUACUCGGACUGUACCACUGAUGGACGGGGGGAUGGACGGCUGUGGUGCGCCACAAUCUACGACUAUGACCAUGAGAAGAAGUGGGGUUUCUGUGAAACGGAGGAGCAGGCCCAGCAGAGACUGCAGGCGGAGGAGGCUGACGACCAGUAUAUAACUGUCCUGCGCAUGCUCAAUGCCACCACCAGGAGGACCCAAAAGAAAGAAUUAUACGAAAAGCUGCAGAAAGUAGCAGAGAAAGGCCACCAUAAAGCCAUGGAGAAGGUGGCGUACGCCAUGCUGUUUGGAGACUACAUGAGCCAGAACGUCACCAAGGCCAAAGAAAUGUUUGAGAAGCUUGCCAUGGAGGGCUCGCCUAAAGCUCAGACGGCUCUUGGCUUUCUGUACGCAGCAGGACUUGGAGUUAACUCGAGUCAGGCUAAGGCCCUGGUUUACUACACCUUCGGUGCACUGGGUGGAAACUUGAUAUCUCAUAUGAUUCUGGGAUACCGAUAUUGGGGAGGUGUGGGUGUUCCCCAGAGCUGUGAGUCAGCCCUAACACACUAUCGGCUUGUGGCAAAUCAGGUGGCCAGUGACGUGUCCCUGACAGGAGGCUCAGCGGUGCAGAGGAUCAGGCUGCUGGAUGAGGUGGAGAACCCAGGAUCUACCAGUGGGAUGUUGGAGGAGGACUUGAUCCAGUACUAUCAGUUUCUGGCUGAGAAAGGAGAUGUUCAAGCUCAGGUGGGGUUAGGUCAGCUGCACCUGCAUGGAGGACGUGGAGUAGAACAGAAUCAUCAGAGGGCGUAUGACUACUUCAACCAGGCUGCAAAUGCAGGGAAUACACACGCUAUGGCUUUCCUCGGCAAGAUGUACUCAGAAGGCAGCGAGUAUAUCCCUCAGAACAACGAGACAGCCCUGCAGUAUUUUAAGAAGGCCUCUGACUUGGGUAAUCCAGUGGGACAGAGUGGCCUGGGCAUGGCCUACCUAUAUGGGAGAGGUGUCCCAGUGAACUAUGAGAUGGCACUGAAGUACUUCCAAAAGGCAGCAGAGCAGGGCUGGGUGGAUGGACAACUCCAGCUGGGCACCAUGUAUUACAAUGGCAUUGGUGUGAAGCGUGAUUACAAGCAGGCACUUAAAUUCUUCAACCUGGCCUCACAGGCGGGCCACAUCCUGGCCUUCUACAACUUGGCCCAGAUGCAUGCUACUGGCACCGGUGUGAUGCGCUCCUGCCACACUGCCGUGGAGCUUUUCAAGAACGUGUGUGAACGUGGUCGCUGGUCGGAGCGUCUCAUGGCGGCCUACGGCAGCUUUAAGGAGGGUGAGGCCGACGCUGCGCUGGUCCAGUAUCUGCUGCUGGCUGAGCAGGGCUACGAGGUGGCCCAGAGCAACGUGGCCUUCAUUCUGGAUCAAAAAGGAGCUAGAAUCUUCACUGAGAAUGAGACCUACCCUCGUGCAUUGCUCCACUGGACAAGAGCUGCAGCACAAGGUUACACUGUGGCAAGGAUAAAACUAGGGGACUACCACUUCUACGGCUACGGGACAGAUGUGGACUAUGAGACAGCUGUGAUCCACUACAGACUGGCAUCAGAGCAGCAGCACAGCGCCCAGGCCAUGUUUAACCUGGGUUACAUGCAUGAGAAAGGCCUGGGCAUCAAACAGGACAUCCAUUUAGCCAAGCGCUUCUACGACAUGGCCGCCGAAGCCAGCCCUGAUGCCCAGGUCCCAGUUUUCUUGGCCCUGUGCAAGCUGGGCCUGAUUUACACUCUGCAGUACCUGCAGGAUCUUAAUUUAAAGGAGCUGAUUACUCAGGUGGACCUGGACCAGCUCCUGGGCCCAGAGUGGGACCUCUACCUCAUGACCGUCAUCGCCCUGCUGCUAGGCACGGUCAUCGCCUACAGGCAGCGCCAGCACCAAAUCAUAGUUCCCCCUCGCCCGCCUGUCCCUGCCCCGGCGCCCCCUCCCAGACCGCCUCAGGAACAGUCACAAGCCGAGGCCGAGCCCCAGGAACAGGGAGAGGGAGAGGCGCAAGCCCAGGGCCCGGCCCAGGAGGAAGAGGAGGAGCAGCAGCAGUGAGAGGAAGCCAGACGGAGCGAGGGCAGUAAAAGACAGACAAGAUGCUCUGCUAGCCCGCCUCACGGAGCAGCUGGUGCUCACUAGCCGAAUACCUGCUAGUUUGAGCAGCUCUCCCACUCUAAAAAGAAGACUUAAGACGGCUGCAGAACUGUGCAGUCUCACAACUCCCUUUCUCCCAUUUAAAAUAUGCUGGUCUCGUGCUGCAGAAAGACGGUGGGGGUGUUUUAUGGACAAUGCCGCAGAACAGAGCGUUGAGAGGAUAACACAGACUUGGGACUUGCUAGUCUGUGACUCAGGAUACUGCCAGAAGCAGACCGUGUCCUCCCAAUGGAAAUAAGCCUUGUGGUUGCCAGAUCAAGGCAUCGUGGACUUGACUAAUCAACAUAGUCAACAUAGUUGGAAUCUAAAACGUGCAUUAGUUUUCUUCUCACUUUCCCUUUUUGAGAAAAUCACACUCUGCCUCAAUCCUAAUUUAGCGCAGUAUUUAGAAGAAAAAAAACAGGCAGGAGAAUGUGAAUUCAAAUAAUUUGAUGUGCUAGUUGGUAAAGAAAGUCAUGUUUUUUUGCAUGUUUUUCUCUGAUCAGUUUGACUUUAAUUUUAGGCAACCCUUUUUCAGAUACUUGAGUGAACAAAUUUUGCAUUGAUUAGUUUGGUUUAUAUGUUGGAUCUUUACCUUUUCAUACCUGCAAUUCACUGAGAAAGAUUAAUUUAUGUUCAUUAAACAUUUUAGUGCUUAAAUGUACUCCAGCCAUGCUGUGUCAUUAGCAUAAGUACAAGAAACCUGUUCAGCUGUAAUCAAGGAGAGAUCAUUUAAUUUUGAGCACACGGGUUGUUUGUUACGUUUCUAACAUGGCAGACACAAAGAAUGAGAAGCCGCUGAAGUCACGAAGCCGUCACCGAAUCCUCAUCAAUGAUGCAGAUCCUGUUAGAAAAUUCCUACAGAGGCGUCUCCAAGGAUAUAGGGAAAGCAGAAUGCACAGGCUUUUUAAAAUUUCAAUCUAAAGAGCAAAGGUCAGGA
Molecule: messenger RNA, 3853 nt
Organism: Sebastes umbrosus (honeycomb rockfish)
Lineage: Eukaryota; Metazoa; Chordata; Actinopteri; Perciformes; Sebastidae
Gene: sel1l
Product: SEL1L adaptor subunit of ERAD E3 ubiquitin ligase
Exons: 21
Coding region: 394-2835 (813 amino acids)
Biological process (GO): ERAD pathway
Cellular component (GO): endoplasmic reticulum membrane
Molecular function (GO): protein binding
Source: RefSeq, a predicted model, not a curated record